AUGAGAUCGCCUAUAGAAAGCGACCCUAUGUAUUAUAAUCCAGUUUCAGAUAAUAGGAAUGGUUUAGACUUUACUUGCUCGGAUAGUUAUUACCAGAAUUCUAUGUAUCGGCCCCCAUCAAGCACAUUAUCAGUGUUUCCAAAUCAGGGCGGUUUAAGUGACAUGCCUAUGAGUAUUCCACCUGUUUCUCGGGUUCCGAAUUCGUUUAUGAACCCAUCCUACUUUGCUACGUAUCCUCCUAUCCCUAGGUAUUAUGUUCCAAGCAACGCGGCAGUGAUUGGCUCGAACUACAGCAACCCUUUUAUGACAGUCCCUAAAAGUUCCACUCCCAUGUCCUCUCAUUCGGAUUCUUUCGUUCCCAAUCCGAAGCAUCCGGAUCUUGAUUGUACUUUGGAUAUUGACAAAGUCCGACGUCAUGAGGAUAAGCGCACCACGUUGAUGAUCCGAAACAUUCCGAACUGCUACUCACGCAAGACAUUCGUUCAGAUCAUUGAUGAGAAGUGCAAGGAUAUGUAUGAUUUCCUUUAUCUGCCAAUAGACCAGAAAACAAAGUGUAACAUGGGCUAUGGCUAUGUGAAUAUGGUGGAUCUGGACGCAGUAUGCGUUUUGUAUGAUAAUUAUAACAAUUGUCGUUGGCCGCAUACUCGGAGUAAGAAGGUCUGUCAGAUCUGUUACGGACGUUUGCAGAGUGAUUCUAAGGAUCUGAUUGACUACUGUAGCGAAUGGUCUGUGAUGACGUCGGAAGAGGAGUUUCACCCACUUUUCUUUAAGCUAGAAAUAACGAAUGAUAAUGGGAAACCUACAAGAAGGAUGGUCCGCUAUAAGCCACCAAUUGACUUUUCUAUGCGUAAAAACUAAUAUUUUACCCUUUUGCAUUCUUUUCGUCUUUUGAG
Blastocystis hominis is the source of this 893-nucleotide messenger RNA. RefSeq lists its product as hypothetical. The transcript has 4 exons. The coding region runs from base 1 to 858 and encodes 285 amino acids. NCBI's taxonomy places the organism in Eukaryota, Bigyra, Opalinata, Blastocystidae. The record is from RefSeq and is a predicted model, not a curated record. Gene Ontology annotation, molecular function: nucleic acid binding.